Messenger RNA from Punctularia strigosozonata HHB-11173 SS5, 461 nucleotides. RefSeq lists its product as uncharacterized. Gene Ontology annotation, molecular function: DNA-binding transcription factor activity, RNA polymerase II-specific; zinc ion binding. Gene Ontology annotation, biological process: regulation of DNA-templated transcription. Lineage: Eukaryota; Fungi; Basidiomycota; Agaricomycetes; Corticiales; Punctulariaceae. Bases 96 to 335 code for a protein of 79 amino acids. The transcript has 8 exons. The record is from RefSeq and is a predicted model, not a curated record.
AAACGUAUGAGCCUCACUUCCAGAUUGGAUAAAGCGCGCCUCUCUCGACGGGGACUGCAAGUCUCAGUCAUCAGCAGCUUGAGCACCAGCUAGCAAUGGAGCGCGUCAGUAAAUCGAGUGUAUCAUGCGCAGAAUGCAGAAGGUCCAAGCUGAAAUGUGAUAGGAUAUUUCCCUGCCAGUCUUGUAUAAGGAGAGGAUGUGCCCACCUAUGCCCUGAAGGAGAGUUGACUGCGAUCAGAACAAACCAAUCACUUGCCGACAACGUCAAGAAUCUCCGCGAAAAUGUACAGACCAUGGAAAUGCAGAUUGUGCUUAUGGAGCCGACUUUUCUAUAGUGGGUGGCUCGAGCCACAAAAGCUCCGACGUUCUGUCUGAAAGCAAUACCUAUCUGGAUGCUCUUAUUCCCCUUGAUGGAGAAUUUGCAUAUGUUCUGGACUACGAUCACCCUGCAAUGUCUAAGC